Messenger RNA from Hemisphaericaspora subhashii, 357 nucleotides. RefSeq names its product Ino4p (gene INO4). NCBI's taxonomy places the organism in Eukaryota, Fungi, Ascomycota, Pichiomycetes, Serinales, Debaryomycetaceae. Gene Ontology annotation, biological process: regulation of transcription by RNA polymerase II. The coding region runs from base 1 to 357 and encodes 118 amino acids. Gene Ontology annotation, molecular function: DNA-binding transcription factor activity, RNA polymerase II-specific; protein dimerization activity; RNA polymerase II cis-regulatory region sequence-specific DNA binding. The transcript is spliced from 2 exons. The record is from RefSeq and is a predicted model, not a curated record.
AUGUCAGACGAUAAUAUGACAGAGUCGAGUCCUCCCCCAACCAGAGGAAGAAGAAAGUCAACCAAGUCUUCUGUUCUAUCUGAAGAACAGAAAAAAGCCCACCAUAUUGCAUCAGAACAAAAAAGAAGAGAGAAUAUCCGAGCAGAGUUCGAUAAGCUUGUUUCGUUGACUCCAACUUUGACGGAGCUGGAAAAUAGAUCAGAGUUGAACAUUUUGACUAAAAGUGCAGACUACAUCGAUGAAUUACGAGAAGAAAACAUAAAGUUGAUAGAGUUAUGCCGUAUGAAGGGUAUACAAGUACCAAAGUCGCUAAUUUAUGAAGGUCCAACAAAUGAUGGAAGCGAUAUUGCCCAGUAG